This is a messenger RNA of Rhinolophus ferrumequinum (greater horseshoe bat), 2037 nucleotides long. RefSeq names its product CGRP receptor component (gene CRCP). Gene Ontology annotation, molecular function: nucleotide binding. The transcript has 6 exons. The record is from RefSeq and is a predicted model, not a curated record. NCBI's taxonomy places the organism in Eukaryota, Metazoa, Chordata, Mammalia, Chiroptera, Rhinolophidae. The coding region runs from base 130 to 576 and encodes 148 amino acids. Gene Ontology annotation, biological process: transcription initiation at RNA polymerase III promoter. Gene Ontology annotation, cellular component: RNA polymerase III complex.
GCGUGCAGCGCGGCGCUCCCGGCGUGCCCCGCGGCGCGCGGAGCGGGCGACCUGGCGUUCGACGCCGGCGGCCGUGAGGUUUGAGGUCGUGUGUGUGCUGGCGGCCGGAGGCGACGAGGCGGGGUCGGCAUGGAAGUGAAGGACGCCAAUUCUGCGCUGCUCAGUAACUAUGAGGUGUUCCAGUUACUAACUGAUCUGAAAGAGCAGCGUAAAGAAAGUGGAAAGAAUAAACACAGUUCUGGGCAACAGAAUUUGAAUACUAUCACCUAUGAAACAUUAAAGUACAUAUCAAAAACACCAUGCAGGCACCAGACUCCUGAGAUUGUCAGAGAAUUUCUCACUGCAAUGAAAAGCCACAAGUUGACCAAAGCUGAAAAACUUCAGCUGCUGAAUCACAGGCCUAUGACUGCUGUUGAGAUCCAGCUGAUGGUGGAAGAGAGUGAGGAACGGCUCACAGAGGAGCAGAUUGAAGCACUCCUCCACACUGUCACAAGCGUUCUGCCUGCAGGCCCUGACACUGAGCACAAGACAAAUACCAACUAUGAUGGGACAAUGGACGAAGAGGACCCUGCAUAGAAGAGCACAGCUGGCCCGUGCAUCUCAGGACGUUGAAAGGCCCAGCAGCCAUUUUGCAGACAUCGAAGAUUGUUUUGUUUAGUUUUACCCCCUACGCCAACAAACCAUUUCAUGCUUAGUUGGAUAAAUCCCCAAAAUAAGCCUUUCUCAAAAAUAAGCUGAAAAGAAAUACUUUGCCUCUGGGAGAAGAAACCUGGUGAAGAUAGGCUGAGGCUGUUGGGACAGAGAGCUAAAGAAGAGAGGACAGAGUCAGAGAACAGUGACUGUGGAAUCCUCUGGUAAAAACGUUUCUUCCCUGGCCUUUGGCACAGCUGUGGGGAAGUUCCUGUACACAGCUGGUAAAAUAUUUGCAUUGCUUUGGAUGAGCUGUGUCCUCAUUAGUUUCAUCUGCUUCCCUAGGACUUUCCCAAGCAGGGGCACAGAAUGCUGUUGGGGUGAGAGCCAAGGUGUGAGAAUCCCAUCAGGUGGUUAAAACUCGCAGAGCAGCGCCUGGUUAAAAUGAGCCACUCGGCUUGCCUUCAGGAAUCUUCCUGGAGACCAGCAGAGGUCAGAAAAGAACAGACCUGGCCCACCCGCUAUCAGGCCUGAAGCCGCCCCCACAGGUUUUGCUUACUGCUCACUCAGUCUCUUGUUAGGAUGCAGCUCUUUCCAGCUGCAGGAGGCGCUUCCAGCUGAGUGACUGGCACCCGCAAGUCACACGGUACUGGAUGCCUUUCUAACUGCCCUCAUUUCCUGCCCCACAGGAACCCAGGGCAGGCACUGCCUGUGGAGACCUGCUGAGCUUCAUUUGCAUAAUGGGCAAAUCAUUUGAAUCUUUAAAAAGGGCACAAUUAUGUACCUCUUUUCAUAGAAUAUGUGAGAACUAGAGGUUGAUUAAUAAAAAUUUGAAUUUGUUGGCUGUUGCGAGGUUGGUUCAGUUAAGUUUAAACUAUUAGGAUAAUUAACUCCAUGAAGAGUUUGUUAAUACUCAAGCAUUGGAGAGUUUAGUAGCUCCAGAUACCUGGUUUCCUUUGGUCCUAGGAAUAUUGCUAAAAAAUCUAAUUUCUCACAUUCACUCUGCUCCCUAUUUGGGGAAGAAAAUGCCCAAAGACAUUAAUUUUCCAAAUUGUUACUCUUUUUGUCAUAUGAUAACCUAUUUUUAGUGCUGCUGUUAAUUGGAUUACUUCCCACUUGUGAUUCCUGGGUUUUCAUGCUCUCUUCCUCCUCCCCUCCCCUAAAUUGUAAUUAUGUCAGUUUUAACCUCAUCAUCUAAGGAUCAAGGGAGAUCUGCUGCUGGCAACAUUGAGAUUAACAGGACAUUUAUUUUUACAUGUCUCUUGAGUAUUGGGAGUUUUCUCAGGGGCCGUUGAUUUAUUAGUCAAGGCAGACAUGUACCUGUAUAUUGUUUCAUCGUAAUCUUGAGUGUGUUAGAUGCUUUUGCUUGAUGUAAAUCCACCAAUAAUAAAUUGUUUCCAGGUGACA